Molecule: messenger RNA, 4676 nt
Organism: Uloborus diversus
Lineage: Eukaryota; Metazoa; Arthropoda; Arachnida; Araneae; Uloboridae
Product: protein PALS1-like
Exons: 16
Coding region: 390-2894 (834 amino acids)
Biological process (GO): establishment or maintenance of epithelial cell apical/basal polarity; generation of neurons; morphogenesis of an epithelial sheet
Cellular component (GO): adherens junction; plasma membrane
Molecular function (GO): protein binding
Source: RefSeq, a predicted model, not a curated record
GAACGCAAACUCACAGACGCGUUUACAACUGGCUCCGCGUUAAAUGAAGUCGUGAAAGUCAAAGAUCGUAAACAUAUUUGUGCCUUUUACUCCGAAAACUCUCGUAAAAGUGCUUUUCCCCGCAACUGAAAAUUUCUGACGAAGAUGUCAUUAAGUUCGAACGCGUUCAUGUUAUUGUGGAAACUUCGUGCUAACUUUGGAUACGUUACCUGUCAGUGUUUUUAAAGUGAUUGCUGCCACUUGUUGAUCGUGGGGCGUUACCUCUGUCAUCCUGUCCUUGAUAGCUUACCUGUGUGUCAACUUUAAGAGCAAGAACAGUGAGCGAUGUGCGCGUGCGCGAGACCUUCGUGAUCUCGGUGAGCAGCGGCCAGCAGUCCGAGGAGGAGGCGAUGACCCAGCUCUCCGGCCCGAGUCCCCAGACCCCGGCCGGGCAACCCCUCAAGUCCACAUCCAAGGACGUUCACAACGAAAGCACAGGAACAGUGUGUGAAAUCAAGACAAUCGUUUCCAGAACGCCGGAAGAAUCUCCCAGCGAUGCGAUGAAGGAUCCCAAGAUAAACAUCGACAACAACAACACCCUUCACAGUAUCAACAACAACAACACUACUACUCCGGUCAUCUCGGUCCAGACACCUAGGCAUCGCGAACGGGCCGUCGACGUUCCAGACACGUUUGUUGCUGUUGCCAAGACUGCACCCAGAUAUCCUCCACCACGGAAGAAGCCUCCGUCCAUUCGUGAGACUUCGAGCCUCAAGAAGAAUGGACUGUAUCGCUUCAGCACCGAGUCUGCAGGCAGUGGUCGACAUGUGCGCUCCGUCUCCUCGCAGGAUGGUCAGGCGAAGGAAGAGGAAAGGCGCCGGACUCCGCCCACGCCCCGGAUCUCGGAGUUAGUUCGCGGCGCCCCGAAGACAGAAGAAAAGAAAGACGAAGCCCUUCCAAAGGAUGAUAUGCAAAUGGACAGGAUACGAAAAUAUCAGGAAGAACUGAAGAAGCGGCGAGAGGACUCGGAUCGUCAAGCCAAGGAAAAUGAGUUCUUGCGUUCUUCCCUCAGAGAUUCUCAGAAAUUGCGUGCCUUAGAGAAGCAGCGCAAACGGGACUCCACCGGGUUGGAGAACUCGGCGUUCCGACUUGAGGAAUCGGAUCCGGGUACGACAGUCCAUUCAGAACGAUUAGUGAGCCAGACGGUAGAUGGUGAACCACAGGAGCUCCGAAAACUUUACACUUCCGCAGAACUUGUGAAUAUUUUACACAAUGUGGAGUCGUUGCUUUCCAAGACUGGAUUUGAGGAAAGUCUGUUACCCUUAGAGAAGCUCUUGCAUUCCCAAGAGUUCCAGCCUUUGCUCAAUCUACACAAUAAAGUUCAGGAGACGUGUUGUUUCAAGUGCCUCCCUAAUCCUUUAUGUACAGAUGCACAAGUCAUCUCUCUUGAAGUUGUGCGAGCGCUUCAAGAUGUCCCUUCCAAGGAAUCCAAAGAACUACUACAUAUUUUAGGACAACAUUCUUUUGAGAACUUGAUGUUCUGUCAUGACAAAGUGGCAGCUGCUCAAAUUGUGCCAGAAGUGUCCGAGGAAGAGGAGCUCCUAUCGCGAGUGUCACAGUACACAGAAGAGAGCAUAAAGAUAGUUCGUAUCGACAAAACCACUGAACCACUAGGUGCUACAGUCAAAAAUGAUGGUGAAGCAGUUGUUGUAGGACGAAUUGUGAAGGGAGGUGUGGCUGAAAAAAGUGGUUUACUUCACGAGGGUGAUGAAAUAUUGGAAGUGAAUGGACUAGAGUUAAGAGGCAAAUCAGUGAAUGAUGUUUGUGAUAUAAUGGCGACUAUGACUGGUACAUUGACAUUCCUUAUUGUUCCUGGUCAGUUUGAUAGCCCAAAGCCACAAACCAGGGAAGGAGUAAUACACCUAAAAGCACACUUUGAUUAUGAACCAGAUGAUGAUCUUUACAUUCCAUGUCGGGAAUUGGGAAUGUCAUUUCAGAAAGGAGAUGUGUUACAUGUCAUUAGCCAAGAAGAUUCAAAUUGGUGGCAAGCCUACAGAGAAGGAGAAGAAGAUCAGGUCCUUGCCGGUCUGAUUCCCAGCAAAAGUUUCCAACAACAGAGAGAAGUAAUGAAGCAAGCUGUUGUUGGAGACACUAGAGAAAGAAAAACAAAAAAAGGAAAAUUUUUGUGUGCAAGAAGAUAUCAUAGGAGGAAAAAAAAGAAGAUGCAUAACUUGAAUUAUAAUGAUGAUACAGACAGUGAACAGAUCCUAACGUAUGAAGAAGUCCGACUGUAUUAUCCACGAGCGCAUCAAAAACGCCCUCUGGUUCUCAUAGGUCCUCAAAAAGUUGGUCGGCAUGAAUUGAGGCAAAGGCUAAUGGAAGAUACAAAUCGGUUUGCAGCUGCUGUUCCUCAUACUAGCAGGACAAAGAAAGACAGUGAGAUAAAUGGAGUGGAUUAUUUCUUCAUCAGUCGCACUCAGUUUGAAGCAGAUAUUUUAGCCGGUCGAUUUGUGGAGCAUGGGGAAUAUCAAAAGAGUUACUAUGGUACAAGCUUGGAUGCUAUACGAAGUGUCAUUGAUGCUGGCAAAACCUGCAUUUUAAACCUUCAUCCACAGUCCCUCAGAAUCUUGAAGAAAUCUGACCUGAUGCCUUAUGUAGUUUUCAUCGCCCCACCUUCCCUGGAAAAACUGCGCCAAAAUUGUUUGAAGAUGGACGGCGCAGUGAAAGAUGAGGAACUGCGGGACAUAAUAGAGAAAGCUCGUGAAAUGGAAGAAUUUUACGGCCACUAUUUUGAUCUUGUUCUCAUAAAUGUGGACCUUGAGAAAACUUACAGUGAACUCUUGCACGAAAUCAGUGUCAUCGAACGAGAACCUCAGUGGGUUCCAGCGGGAUGGAUUAGAGAUGACCCCACCUGAAAACAACUGUAUUUUAAAGCAUUUUAAAAACUCUGCCUUAAACACAGGGCUUAGAAACAUAUUUUUGCCCUUUCCAAUGUAUUUAGUUUUUGAAUUUUUCAUAACCAAGUGCAAGCAAGGCAGCUGGAUAUGUAUGUGGUGUACAAAAUGUUUCUUAAAAGGUCAAUGGUACAUUGAUUAUUUCAAGAGCUAAGAUAUUGUUUUGUUGUUGAAUUCUUUAAACAAAAAAGGACAAAGCUAAUGGUUAUUUUUUAUUGUAUUAUAUCAUCCUUUUAUCAAAAACACACUUAUGGUUUUCAGGUUCAUAAAAAUUGAUAAACUGAAAUCGUACCCUAUGUUAAUGGAUUCUAGCAAGAAUCAAGCUUUGAAAUUAUGAAAAGUCAACAGGAAAGUAAAACAGUAACCCCACGAUAUAUCGCGCUAUGUUUUUAUUGUUUUUUGGUGGCAUAAGAAUCAAAAAUUGCUACUUAAACUGCAAAGAAAUAAGUCCAUAGAAAAUUUGUUAGUUUUGUUAAUUGAUUAAAAAAAGAAAAUAUUUUUUCUCUGAAAUAUAACCUUUCUUUUCUGUAAUGUUAGCUUUAGUGAAACUUUUUUUUUUAUUUUAAUCUUUUUACCAACAAUAGAAAAGCGAUAUAAUGAGGGAUUACUGUAUUUCAACUAAAUCAUGAUAUCAAUUGCUCAAUAUUUUUGUUAGUAUUAAAGGUUACAACGUUCACGCAUCACAGCAAGAAUUAGUUUGUUGUGAAAACAUUCUCAGAACUCUACUACACUAUGAACUGAAGCUCUUUGAGCUUUUAAUCUAAUUGAAGCUUUUUUUACUAUUGAUUUGUUUGUAUAUAAACAAAGUCGUUUUACAUACUCAUCCUAUAAAUGUUUUAUAACGUCUGUCAUGCAAUAUUGUUGAUUUCUCUCAAAAUAAUGAUGACAAUCAAGUUAGUUGGUACUUGAACUAUGUUAUUGUUAUAAGUGGAAGGUAUUUUCUUCCGCGUGUAUAAUAUUUGUUAGUUUGCAUAUGCGUAUGAAAUGCUGAAAUUUUUUAAUGAUUGUUUAAAUGUUCUAUUUUAUCAUCAUUAUUUUAGAGCAUUGUUUCUCAAGUUUGUCAAAAUUAGUAAAAUAUUGUAAUAUAAAUGUUCUUAGUCAUUUUUCUGAAAUACUUAACACUAUGCCAUCACUAAAAUAUCAUUAUUUACUGGCUAACUUUUACUUGUUAUAGAGAUUAAUUUUCUUAUCAUUUAAGCAUUUAAAUGUAUAUCUUUGAAUCUCUGUCACAUGGAGGCCUUACAAAUUUACAUUAAAAACAUUUUCAAGUUUUAAGUACAUAACUAGCAAUGAACUUUAUUUUGAACUUCUGACGUCAUUUAGAUUCUUUUUUGUGUGUAAUCAAAAUACAAUAGAAAAUCUAUUUAUAAACUUUUUAUACAUUCAAUGUAGAUAUUGAAAAGAAUGUUUUAGUAACAUAAAUAUGGUUAUUAUCUUUGUCACAACUUGUUGCAAACAGGGAGAGUGGUCAAGAUCUCACAAAAAACUACACAUGGGGAAAGCCAGGAUGCUUUGGGUCCUGAAAGUUGAUCUAUCAGACUUUUCUUAUAGAUCCCCCAUAAACAGAUUCCUUGACAUUUUUGAAUCUUUCAAUAUUUCAAUCAGGUUUUCUGUAAUGCCAUUCACACAUUGAAUCUCAAUUAUUUUUGUUAUUAUAAAUUUUGAUGAAAGACAUUUUUAUCCUUAUAGAGCCAAUUUUUAUUUAAGUCAAAUAUUUUACAUUAAAUUUACACAGUAGAAACC